Messenger RNA from Penicillium daleae, 1353 nucleotides. Its product is annotated as putative serine/threonine-protein phosphatase. The transcript has 3 exons. Gene Ontology annotation, biological process: polyphosphate catabolic process. Gene Ontology annotation, molecular function: phosphatase activity; endopolyphosphatase activity. The record is from RefSeq and is a predicted model, not a curated record. Gene Ontology annotation, cellular component: cytoplasm. Lineage: Eukaryota; Fungi; Ascomycota; Eurotiomycetes; Eurotiales; Aspergillaceae. Bases 1 to 1353 code for a protein of 450 amino acids.
AUGGCCUCCUACGACUCCGACCACGAACUCGGCGACCCUUACAAUCACACGACCAACCACCCUUCCUCAUCCUCCUCUCGUAUCUCCCGCCCCUCAAGACCCCUAAUCGACUCUGUCCGCAACGGCUGGCAAUCCACUCCAGCCUACCGCUCCCUCUCCUCAUCGUCUGAUUAUAAAGACCCCGGCUGCGUCCAGAUCGCUCUAUCUAUCAUCUCCGCCCCGCGCUUCCGCCGCUACGUACUCGUCUACCUCGCUCUGUUCCUGCUCGGCUGGAUCGGGUGGGUGAUGGUUCUAUACCCUCGUCUAGAGGAGCGUGGCACACUGCUACACGCGCUAGAUCCUGCCUUGAAAGAGGAGGUCGGAGGAUGGUUCGGAAGCAACUCGCUUCCUCGAUUUGAUGACUUGACUCACAUUCGGACGUUGAAUCCUUCGCUGGUGCCUGUAGCCCCCACCGAGGGCGAGUCGAGGGGAUCGAGGAGUGAGAAGCGUCUGAUCGUGGUUGGGGAUGUACAUGGGUGCAAGGAAGAGUUGCUUCAAUUGCUCAAAAAGGUCGAAUUCUCCACAGCAGAUGGAGACCAUCUCAUUUUCACGGGUGAUAUAAUCAACAAGGGACCCGAUAGCGCUGGCGUCGUAGACCUUGCCCGCGAGCUUGGAGCGUCAUGUGUACGUGGUAAUCACGAGGACCGCAUCCUGCUUCUCCGACAUGAGAUGGUGACGAUGAACACCCUCUUGACCGGCGACGAGAAGAACGUCAAGCUACAUGAGCCUUCAGAAAAGGAAGCCAAAGAACGCACGCUCGCCCGCUCUUUGAGCGACGAGCAAGCACGGUGGCUUGACGCCUGCCCGGUCAUCUUGGAAGUUGGCUUUAUCACGGGUAUGGGCCAAGUAGUCGUUGUACAUGCAGGUCUGGUACCGGGCGUGGAGCUCGGGAAGCAGGAUCCCUCGACGGUGAUGACGAUGCGAACCAUUGACCUUGACACGCAUGUUCCUAACCCGUCGGCCGAGGGUAUGAAGUGGGCUAAGAUGUUUGACAAGCACCAGUCUAUUCUCCACUCGAGCCUCAAAACUUCACAUGCAGAUCCCCACUCUCAAACUACGACCGUUAUCUACGGUCACGAUGCCAAAACAGGUCUCAAGAUCCGAACAUAUACCAAGGGUCUUGACUCGGGAUGCGUGAAGGGCGGUAAAUUGACUGCUUUGGUCAUUGAGGAUGGCGGCAAGCAAAGCCUCGUGCAAGUGAACUGUAAGGAAGACUACUCCAAGGACAACAAGGAGAAGAAGGAUGGUAAAGAGAAGAGGGAGAAGAAGGAGAAACAGGAUAAGAAGGCCAACAAGGCUAGAAAGGACGAUUGA